CGAUGGUGAAGGCAUGUUCCCUACUCUGCUUCUGAUUGGCUUGUACUCGUUCCUCGCAAGGCAUUCUGGGUACUGUCAUGGUGGCUGGCGCUUAGCUAAUGUUGCCAAAACGUUUUGCUACCUGGAUUUAGUUUAGUUGUUUUCUAAACGUUUUAAGUGCCUUUGGUAGCUUAAUUGUUCAGUGUUUUUGGGUUAAACCUGCCAUUAGCCAUGGCUUCCACCGCGGCGGGCAAACAGCGGAUACCGAAGGUGGCGAAGGUGAAGAAUAAAGCUCCCGCAGAGGUUCAGAUCACUGCUGAGCAGCUGCUGAGGGAAGCCAAAGAGAGGGAGCUCGAACUUCUGCCGCCGCCACCCAAACAGAAGAUCACCGAUGAGGAGGAGCUGAACGAUUACAAACUCAGGAAGAGGAAGGGGUUUGAGGACAACAUCAGAAAGAAUCGCACUGUCAUCAGUAACUGGAUCAAAUACGCACAAUGGGAGGAAAGCCUGAAGGAGAUCCAGAGGGCUCGUUCUAUUUACGAGCGAGCGCUGGACGUCGACCACCGCAACAUCACUCUGUGGCUGAAGUAUGCCGAGAUGGAGAUGAAGAGCCGGCAGGUGAACCACGCCCGCAACAUCUGGGACAGAGCCAUCACCAUCCUCCCACGUGUCAACCAGUUCUGGUACAAGUACACCUACAUGGAGGAGAUGCUGGGGAACGUCGCCGGCUGCAGGCAGGCGUUCGAGCGCUGGAUGGAGUGGGAGCCCGAUGAGCAGGCCUGGCACUCCUACAUCAACUUUGAGCUGCGCUACAAGGAAGUGGACAAAGCUCGCAGCAUUUAUGAGCGAUUCGUCAUGGUUCAUCCCGAGGUGAAGAACUGGAUCAAGUACGCUCGUUUUGAAGAGCGGCACGGCUACAUCGCCCACAGCCGGAAGGUGUACGAGAGGGCGGUGGAGUUCUUCGGAGAGGUUCAUGUGGACGAAAACCUCUUCGUGGCCUUCGCCAAGUUCGAGGAGACACAGAAAGAGUUUGAACGCGUCCGGGUGAUCUAUAAGUACGCUCUGGACAGAAUCCCCAAACACCAGGCGCAGGAGCUCUUCAAGUUCUACACCAUGUUCGAGAAGAAGUUCGGAGACCGCAGGGGAAUCGAGGACGUCAUCGUCAGCAAACGAAGGUUCCAGUAUGAGGAGGAAGUCAAGGCGAACCCACACAACUACGACGCGUGGUUUGAUUACCUGCGCCUGGUGGAGAACGACGCCGACCCCGACACGGUGCGAGAUGUUUACGAGAGGGCCAUCGCCAACAUCCCCCCCAUCCAGGAGAAGAGGCACUGGAAGCGAUACAUCUACCUGUGGAUCAACUACGCGCUGUACGAAGAGCUGGAGGUCAAGGAUCCUGAGAAGACGAGGCAGGUGUACCAGGCCUCUCUGGACCUCAUCCCACAUAAAAAGUUCACGUUCGCUAAGAUCUGGCUGCUCUACGCUCAGUUUGAGAUCCGGCAGAAGAACCUGCAGGGAGCCCGAAAGGUCAUGGGUACAGCGAUCGGCAAAUGCCCGAAGAACAAACUGCUGAAGGGCUACAUCGAGCUGGAGCUGCAGCUGCGCGAGUUUGACCGCUGCAGGAAGCUGUACGAGAAGUACCUGGAGUUCAGCCCGGAGAACUGCACCACCUGGAUCAAGUUCUCCGAGCUGGAGACCAUCCUGGGAGACGUCGAGAGAGCCCGCGCCAUCUUCGAACUCGCCAUCGGACAGCCGCGGCUGGACAUGCCUGAGGUGCUGUGGAAGUCCUACAUUGACUUUGAGAUUGAGCAGGAGGAGUUUGGAAACACCCGGAACCUUUACAAAAGGCUGCUGCAGCGCACCCAGCACGUCAAGGUUUGGAUCAGCUACGCCAAGUUCGAGCUGUCGAUCGACAGCGACGAGCGGCUGCAGAAGUGCCGGCAGAUCUACGAGGAGGCCAACAAGGGCAUGAGGAACUGCGAGGAGAAGGAGGAGCGGCUGAUGCUGCUCGAGUCCUGGAGGGACUUUGAGAGGGAGUUUGGCUCCGACAGCACCAUGGACAGAGUCCGGAAGCUGCUGCCGGAGAAGGUGAAGAAGAGGAGGAAGCUGACGGCCGAGGACGGGUCGGACGCAGGCUGGGAGGAGUACUACGACUACAUCUUCCCAGAGGACGCGGCCAACCAGCCCAACCUCAAGCUGCUGGCCAUGGCCAAGAUGUGGAAGAGGCAGCAGGUUCAGGAGGACCAAAGUCCAGAAAAGUCUCCCGAAGCGGCCGAAGAGACGGCAUCGCCGCCCUCGGGCGAGGCCGCAGCCGCUCCCGAGAUCCUGCCGGAAAACGACUCGGACAGAAACACGGCGACGGAAACGGAACAGGACAAGACGUGUGACGAUCGAGACGACAGCAGCAGCAGCGAGAGUGACAGUGAUGAUGAUGAUGAUGAUGGGAAGAAAAAGGGGGAAGAGGAUGGAAAGAAAGAGGAGGGCGGAGAUGGAGAUAAAGAGUAGAUUCAUGUUUCCCCCGCUCAAACGUUUUUUUUCUACUGAAUGUUUUCUUUAACAAAACCAGCUCACGAGUAGUCUUUAUUGUAUGACCAUGUUUUCUACAUUAUACAAACGUCAAUUCAAUCCCACUUUGUUGUGUUAUUUCUUAAGAAAAUGUUCAUUCUGAAUAUACAGGAAAUGGGAAAUUAAAAUGUGUACAGUGUGGCUCUCUGACUGUGACUGAAGUGGGAAGCAGCCUCUGUGACAGUUUAACUAUGUACAAUGUAACUGAGCAGGGUCUGUUAUUCCAUAUUAUUCCCAUGUGAUUAUCAGGGUGAAGAGGUAAAGAGGCGUCAGAGAGCCACCGUCUGUUAUUCGAUGUCCUCUGGUCGGACUGGGUGGGGCAGCGGGAUGAUGGACUUCUUCUCCGUGUCUCUGGACAGAGCUUUCCUCAUGUCUGCAACAAGGAAAGACCAAAUAGAAAGUUGUCAGUUUUUCAAAACUAAAAGGUCUCUGCUUGUUGUGGGGGAACAGCGCCCUCUUCUGUUGGAUGUUACAAAAACAGAUUUUCUUCCAGGAAAAUGUGCAGAACAGAGGCUUUUCUUUUUUUGUUUAAUACUAAUCAUCUACAGUUGGUGUGCUAAUUGAAAGUCCAUUAAAUAGGGCUAGUUCAUUGAAAAUACAUGAAAGAGUUGUUACUUCUAGUAGUAUCCAUCCACGCAGAUAGUUCUGGUGUCAUUCGUUCAGGUUUUCAGGUAAAUAAAACGUCCUCUGCUGCUCAA
This is a messenger RNA of Perca flavescens (yellow perch), 3242 nucleotides long. RefSeq names its product crooked neck pre-mRNA splicing factor 1 (gene crnkl1). Gene Ontology annotation, molecular function: protein binding. Gene Ontology annotation, cellular component: U2-type catalytic step 2 spliceosome; Prp19 complex; precatalytic spliceosome. NCBI's taxonomy places the organism in Eukaryota, Metazoa, Chordata, Actinopteri, Perciformes, Percidae. The transcript has 14 exons. Bases 211 to 2484 code for a protein of 757 amino acids. The record is from RefSeq and is a predicted model, not a curated record. Gene Ontology annotation, biological process: mRNA splicing, via spliceosome; spliceosomal complex assembly.